CACCAUUCGUACGUAUAUGUGGACCUACCUGUGAGGUUUACCUGUAUACAGUUCCUAGAGUAUACAUCUUAACCACGUAACGCCAUGUAAACAUGACGGAUGCUGUUAGAAAUUUGUGUAAAAUUGGAGAUUUUGUGUGAUUUUCACCUACGGAUUUAUAAUGUCAGGAGAAGAAUCGGACGUUCCGGUCCGGAUUGAUGUCAGAGAAGGAAAACGAGAUGACGGAACUUACUCGUAUGCUUUUACGUAUGAGAGGGCGACAUUGUACGAGUUUAAAUUUGACCGAGCUGCCUACCCCGCAGCAGUGGACCCCUGCCACAGGUGUUACAAAUCCACCCCCAUCCACGAACAAGUCAAUGUCGGGGUACUGUUCCACAGACAGUGUUUCCGAUGUCGUGUGUGUGGAAUUCCUCUGACCAUGCAGACGUUUUAUAGGAACGAUGCCAAUGGCACAAACGAUAAGGAGGUGUAUUGUAAAACCCACGUGGGUAAGGGCAUCCGUCAAAUCCAGGCGGAGGGGCAGCCCAUCGACGUCACACACGCCCUACCCCCGGGGGGUAGUCAGCACGUCAUUCAGCUUGCAGGAAAGUCAACGAAACAACCAAGUCUUCCAUCGUCUCGAAGCGGAGCCGGGAGUCCUAGACCUAUAGCUAGUCCCAGAAACAGUCCCCGGUCCAGCCCUCGCCCGGGGACUCCAAAAAUGGCCAGCAGUCCGGCGGAUUCAAGUCUAGUCAGUGUGACCCCCCGGAGCAUGAAUGGUACAUGGAUGUCGGGGACAAUGCAUAACACCAGUCUAGAUUACAGCAACAUGUCGGGCAGUCGGUACCAGCGCCCCCGACCACCACUACAAAGUUUUCAGGACUUCAGUGAUACUGGGGUGUUCUCGUCUCAGGCCACAUUGGAACAGCGGCACCGCGAGGAAGAGGACCGGCUUCAACGCUUCCUGUUGGAGGAACGGGAGAAAGAGAUGCGUCGACUUGACGAGAGUAUCGGUCAGGAAAAGGAAGUGGCCGCAAUGGAACUACUGUCAGCCUUCGAACAGAUGCGCCUACAGGGUCAGUCCCCGAACCUGAUGGUCGAGCGGGAGAGGAUAGAGGAACAUUUCAACAAGUCACGUGAGGACCAGAUGAAGACCAUGAUAGACAAAAUUGCCACAGAGGAGAAAACGAGGUCAGCCAAGAUGUUGGAGCGACACGGCAUGGAAAUGAUGCAGCUCAUCGCCGAGAAGGAUAGAGUGUUGGACCGCAGCGCCCUCUUUGACCACACAAUGAGACCAGCAGUUGUUCCCCCUGAAAGCAAAAAAGCACAACUUUACUCUAGUCCGGCACAGUUUGAAGCCAUUGACAAACGAGCAAUAGAGAUUGCAAAAACAGAAUAUGGAAGCUUUACAGAACUAGUGAGAGAUCUCACACGGGACUGUGCAAACGAACUUCAGAAAGCCAGGGCCCUAUUCCGGUGGGUGAUCGCCAAAGAUCUCGGUAAACACAAUGUUCACGAGAUCAUCCGUCCGAACGCAAGAGCGUCGAUACUGAAGGGGGUUCGAAGCGGCAAAGAGACCUAUCAUCAGCUCUUCAAAAAACUCUGCAACUUUGCCGGACUCCACUGUGAAAUCAUACUGGGAUUCUCCAAGGGCGCUGGGUACAAGCCGGGCAUGCGCAUUGAAGGUGCAACAUUCCGGAACUCUUGGACAGCUGUUGCCAUUGAUGGAAACUGGCGAAUAGUCAACUGCACGUGGGCAGCGCGUCAUGUGACAGGUCACAAGGACGACCUGCCUCAAAUGUUCCACAAGUACGAUGAGUUUUAUUUCCUAACGGAUCCUGAGGACUACAUCUACCAACACUACCCAGACGACUCAGCUUGGCAGCUGAUGGACAUUCCUCUGCCAUUCUCAGAAUUUCAAAAUCUGCCAGUUGUGAAGUCGCCAUUCUUCAACUAUGGACUAAAGUUUUAUUCAAACUAUGGUGCUACAUUGAACACAGAUACUGGCAUGGUUGAGAUCCGAGUGAUAACGCCCAAAAUCUUGGGAUUCGGCUCGUUACUGGAGCCUUAUGACAAAUCCGGUGAAAGUUCAAAAUCAGUUGAAGGUCGGACUUUACUUCGGUUGGUUAAGAACGAAGCCAUAUUUACCAUAAACUUGCCCAAAACAGGUUUGUAUCAGUUUUCUGUUUACACGGGAGACUACUGGCAGUCGGAAUGUCUGGAGAGCGCGUGCUCAUUCUUAGUGAACUGUAAACAAAUUUUAGGUGUGGCCUCCCCUCCAUAUCCACCAGUCCCAUUCUAUGGUCCAACUCCCGUAAUGGAGAAAUUAAAGAUGAAAGAGGAAAAUCAACUAGAUCCGCUGAUCGUGUCAAACGGAGAGAACCUUGAGAUCAGCUACAGCUUGUGUGAGAAGAUUAAACUCACUCACACUUUUCAGUAUUUUGACGUCAGUGACAAUUCUGUGUCAGACAUUGACCGCUACGUGUUCUUAAGGUCAAGGACGGACGCUCUGGCCAAUUACAUGGUCAGAUGUCCGAAGGAAGGGUUCUAUAUUUUCUCGCUCUAUGCCGCCGACGGCGAGAACGAGGCUCAGACUCUUGACUGUGCAUAUCGCUACUUAAUUAUCUGCCAAGAACCUAACCCAGCCGUAAAUGUAUUCCCCAAGACAUUUCACCGCUGGCAGCGCUGCACCUUACAUGAGCCAGUGUCGGGUGAUUUGAUGACGCACAAGCGUUAUACGUUCCGAGUGGAUGUACCUAAGGCGGUAGAGGUGUUCUUGGUGAUUGGAGAAAUCUGGCAUCAUCUGAAACGGAAGCUUGCAUUCACAUUUGAGGGAAACAUCAACACCGGUGGUACACCGUGUACGGCGAAAAUAUACGCCCGGUUUUCGAAUGAGCGUGACUCGUCCUUGUUUGCGCACCUUCUUGACUACGAACUGGUAGACGAUGCGGAAACUGAAAUAUAAAUGUCUGUGACGGUCAGGAUUUGCAGCUGGUCAUCAAAUGACAGUCAAGCUGUACAUAAGUAGCACCUUAAAACAAGUACUAGAAAUACGAAAUCUGGAGUUCUUUCCUAAAUUCAGCUUUCCGGUUAUCACAUUCCUUAUCGGUGGAAUUCUAUAUGAUCUUUGUAAACAAAAACUAAUGUCCGUUUUAGUGCUUUGUUGGUAAUCUCCGGACUUCAAACAGCUGUUAUAAAACUAAACUACUGUUUUAACUUGUGAUAUAGCUUGCUAAACAUUUGCAACGAAAUAGUAGAUUCACUCGAUACAUUGUCUUAAACUGUCUAAUGACUGAGCAUUUUAGAAGAGCAAAUGUUAUUUUCCGAUUAUCGUCAAAAGCAUUCAGGUAAUUAUGAAAUCAUUGGUGAUGUAUGAGACAUUUCAUUGGUAAACAUAGAACUGGAGUUAUUAUAGGUUUUUCCGUAGAAUGGCAGAUGCAUCCCAUACCUUCAAUAGGUUUUCGCACUAAUGAGUAGUCUUGGAUAAAUAUGCAAUGCAUUAGUUAAAAUGUGGGUAUCGCAUUGGAAACAUUUUCAUUGAUUAUUACAUGACAGACCGCCAUAGGCAAACAUUUCAUAUGACAAUACUUCGGAUAUCAUAUUAAAUAUUGCUGGAGUUUCCGGUUGAAAACUGAACAUUCCAGUGUAAAUAGGUGAUUUGGAAACAAUACCAAUAAUUUGAAAAAGGUCUUAAUGAACUAGUGAUAGUUGCUUUUCUUCAUUAUAUAUAACUCUUGUUAGUUAAUUUAUAAAUGUUACCAGACAUUAAGUUUAGUCUGUAUUUCUUCUAAAUGAGUUGGCUCCAGUUAACUUAACGUCAAUGUUUGGGGCACGUCUGGUGUACUUAUAUGUAUUGUUGGGGAUUUGUUCCAUGUUUUAUCUAUGUAUGAUUUUGUAAACAUUACAAAUCUGAUUAAUUUCGAAAGGCAGCAUUUAGGUAGUCGUAGAUCACAUUAUAUAUAUAAUAUGUACGUGUUGAUAUAAGAUGGUCUGAAUCACCUAACUAAAGUAUAUACACAUGUUGCAAACUGUCGCUGAAAUAUCCAUGUGAUUAGAGUUAAUAUAUAAGUGUAGGUUUAAGUGUUUGGUAGGAAUGUUGUACUUGUUUGUAAUACCAUCAGUAAUACCACAUACUUCUGUUUAUCAUUAUAAACACAAACAAAUGAAAAUGUUGUACAUUAUAGUGAGCUAACAUUCCAUUUUCUUGUCAAACAUUGUGCAUUAUGGCAUUUUCAUUAAGGCUAUCUACAACCAUGCAUCUAUGUGUCAACAUCAACGCCGUGAGUUUGAAUAGUGUAUCUACAUACCGGUAAAUCUGCUAUAUUGAUUAAGUUCCUGCUAAAACUGCCAAUGUUUUUCAUUUCACAUUUAAUCAAUCAUAUGGCAUCGCCGGUGGGAAUUGAACAACAUAAUUCAACUCAUUUUUAUGCAUCAAAGAUACAUUGUAAUACUUUUCUAUAUAAAAACAAACCUGCAAUUAAUUCUGUUACAAUAUAUCUAGAUUUACAUCAUGCAUAAAACUGUUAAAAUAUACAUUGAAUAAAAUAUCACAUUUCACUUGUCUUACAAUAAUUAGUACUAAAACAAUCGCUCUAUUAGAAACAAAUAUGUCACUAUUGAUAAUCACACUCGCUUUCUUAGAUGGUUUGGGGCUCUUUUGAAAGAAGAUUUACUCCUGUUCCUUCUGAUGUUAUUAAUUAAGUAAAAUAGAUGAAUUAGUCAAUAUAAAACUGUUUUAGUGUUUUCAAUAUCAGGUGAACCAAAACGUUCCUAUGGCUUUUUCCCAAUAGUGUCCUCAAAAGUGAAAUGAAAACAAUUAAUCAAUUUAAUGCGUAUGUUGCUUAGUUCGGGUAAUGAAUAUCAUCAAAUAGUGAGCAACCCAUAGCUACCUAGUUCUCUUGCAAAAUAUUUGGUUAUUUCAAAAUGCAAUGAAGUUACACACUCACACUAUCUUGGAACGAUUUAAUUUCAAUUGAUAAUAAUAUGGCAUAAUAUAAAAUUCUUAGCAAAAUAGUUAAAGUGAAUAUACUGUAAAAGCUACUAUUCUACCUUAUAAGGCUAUUUAUUUCUGCUAACAACAAAUAUUUAAAGUCGCACGCACUGUCUUGUUUACCAAAACAUUUUUGUGGCUAUUUUGAAAGAAGAUUUACUCUCGCUCCUUCAGAUGUUAUCAGCUAAAUAGUUCCAUCAUUUUGCAUUAUUGUUAUAAAUUGCGGUCGAUUCUACAUUUGUAAACAAUGGAGCUUGUAUUAACAUUACCAGUUGAUAUGCUGAUUAAGCAGUUGAUUAACACUUGCUGACAUUUUGAUUAGCUCAGAUACCGAACUACGGAACGUUCAGCGCUCUUUCAUGAUUUACAUUCCUUCGCAAUUAAGAUCAUACCAAUAUGUUUGUUGUAUAUGUUAUAUGUUAAAACCUAUAUUAUUUAUUUACGUAAAUUCCAAAGCUUUACUGAUAUGGUGUAUGUCUAUGGUCUAUCUUAUACCUCAUAUAACCCUAACUGUACAGAAACGGAACCCGUUUGUUAUGUUAGUAACCGCUUUAUAAACUAUGUUAUGAUUUGCUUGAUGUGAUUCAAAAUAAAUAUGAUACUAUCCUA
Mizuhopecten yessoensis (Yesso scallop) is the source of this 5578-nucleotide messenger RNA. Its product is annotated as hillarin-like. The record is from RefSeq and is a predicted model, not a curated record. The transcript is spliced from 8 exons. Lineage: Eukaryota; Metazoa; Mollusca; Bivalvia; Pectinida; Pectinidae. The coding region runs from base 161 to 2944 and encodes 927 amino acids.